UGGUUGCGUAGUUACGCACACCACGACUGUUAACAAUAUUUCAUUCAUUCUUAUAACUUAUGUCCAAUAUAAUUUUCUUUAUUAUUCCCAUCUUUUUUCUCAUUGUUUUUUUCCACAAUACAUUUUACAAUGUGUUCUACCAAGUUGAGGAGUGAAGCAGGGCGUCAUUGUAGAACCAAACACAGGUCGUUUGUGAGGCGGCUGGUUCUGACGGUCAUGUGCAAUGUGUGUAAAGAAAGCUACUUAUUUUAAAGUCAAAAUAUUUACAUUUUAUAGUAUAUCUAUUGUUUAUAACGUAUUUUAUUCUUAAUUUUAUACUUAUGUAUAUAACUCCAAAAUACCCCUAUGAAAAUUAACCAUGCUUUUACUAUAGUAAAAGUGUAGUAACCAUGUUUCUUUGGUUGGACUAAUAAAGUUAACAUUUGUACAGCCACAGUAUUACUACAAAUAAGUCAGUGGUUAAGCUCCUUCCUCCCGCACGCAAUGGGUUUGUGGGCAAUGUUAGCCGUUAGAGUGUGGCCCUGUCCCAAAUGGCGCACUUCAUGUGGACUUUCGGUCUCGUGGUCUUAAAUUGCGCGUGCUCAUUUUUACGCUUUGAAGUGUGCUCAUCAGCGCCUCCUUUGCCCCACUUGAUGCGGUCUUAGCGAAGCCCGCACUGCAGCAGGCUUCGCGCACUUUACCACCCCGAAGUCCUUGCGAAAGUCCAAACAGACAAUCAUACAACGAAAGGGAGGAGUUCACACUGACGGGGAUACUCAUUUCAACAUACUACGAUUUGGGAAGUACUAAUUCUAGUUUCGCAUACUAUUUAGGAGGGAUAGUAUGCGAAUUGGGGCUCAGCAUAUGGCUCUUUGAGGGGAUCCGGAUCUUGGCGAUCCGUUCCUUUCAAAGAGCCGUUCAAAAGAACAUCUCUUUUGGCUCUUUUUAAAUUUAGUCCGUUUUAAGAAGCCAGCUUGGGGGCAUCUCAGUUUAUCCUGGAAAAAUCACUAGGAGGAAUGAUGAGGUGAGAUUUGUAGUAAAAUAAUUAAAACUUAGAUAUCACACACCAAUAUGAGUUUAAAUUAUUCUGAAAUAUUGAUUACCUCAUUUGUCAUGUGUGGACUAUAUUCCAUAGGGUUGCACAACAUCCAUCACUAUUUUGGAUUUACCUUUAGUACAAAGUGUGUAUAUGUGUAAAGCUACGUUGACUUAUGUUAUUCAUACAAUACCUACUCACAAAUAAACAUCAAAAACAAAGCCGGCUGCAAUGAAUUUCUGUGCAAAACAGCUUUUACUACAAACACUUCCACAAAUUAGAAUAAAUAAAAUGGAAAUGUCUACAUACAGUCCACUAUUACUGUAAACUUUGCAAAUAGGACAUCAGCCCCUUCAAGUCUUAAAUGAACAAUAGCAAAGUGGGCUGCACUAGGAAAAAAUAAUGACAGAAAGAACGGCUCCCCUCCAGCCACGACUCGGCUCCCAUCGUUCAUGUUUAUGAGCCAUUCAAAAGAAUCGGUUCGUUCGCGAACGUCACAACUCUAUCCCUCACACGCAAGAUUUUACUCCUUCUGGAUUUAUACGUCCCCCUGCCUAGUGAAAGGACGAUCCAUGAGCAUGACAACCAACAAAUCCAGAAGCAGGAAGGGCUUCGCCAAUCCUGUCACACAUGUAACUAGCUCCUUUACUUAGGUUGUUCUACAGUUUUAACGGAUUUUCGAAACAGUUAUGACGUAAUGAAGCCUCGUUUGCUAAAAUCACGUGACUUGGGCCAGUUUGAAACACGCUCCGAACCACUGAUUCGAAACAAAUGAUUCAUAAAUGUUUCGAAGCCUCAUGAAGCAGUACUUCGACAACGACCAUCACUAUCUGGCACGCCCACUUUUUCUCGACACAAGCUCCGAAGCCUCGCUCGCUUCAAAUCUAACAUCACUACAAUGACCAUCUUUGUCUGUCUGUCUGUGCAGUUUAAGUACGCACAUUUGCAGCCAUCUGUUCCAGUAGCUGUGGUUAAGGAGAUCUUACUGAAUCUGCCUGCAGAGGAGGUGGUAUUAAAGUGUCGUUUAGUAUGUCGUGAAUGGAAGAUGUUGGUGGACUCACAGUCACACUGGAGAGGGCGCUGUCGGAGAGAGGGGAUCGAGCCUCAUAAUACAUCACGAGCCCCAGCUGACUGGCAGCGUUUUUACUUUCUGAGAAAGAAACAACGUAACUUGCUUAAGAAUCCAAAAGCUGAAGAGAAAUUAAAUGGAUGGGAGAUUGUACACAACGGUGGAGACGGUUGGGCAGAAGAGGGAUCCAGAGUACCACUUUUUGAAAACACAGUCACCAAAUGCUUUAUAACCUCUUACAUGUUAUGUUUAAAGCAACAAAUUAUUGACCUUAAGAAAGAAGGUUACAGUCCUGCUAUAAUGGAUCAAUGGCAACCAAAUAUUAAAAUAUCAGAUUGGUAUACACCACGCUGUGAUUGUGGCUGUUACUAUAAAAUCUUUGUGAGGUUGCUUGGUCAGAAUAAAGAAGAGCUCCGAACUUUUCAUGAUAAAGUUGUCUUUCCUCAGUGGAAUGAUGAGCAAUGGUGUCACAUGACACACGUUCUUAAGAAUUAUGGACCUGGAGUACGUUUUAUUCAAUUUAUUCAUGGAGGAAAAGAUACACAAUACUGGAAGGGCUGGUAUGGAAUACGGCUAACUAACAGUAGUGUUGAGAUCUGUCUAGAAGAUGGGUCAUAGCAUUUUUCAGUCUGCCUGUUUACAUUUUUUUAACCAAAGAUAAAUAAUCCAUAUAGUAUACAUUGUAGUUGCCUUAUGUAUUACAUCAUGCAAUGCAGUUUUAUGAUAUGCAUCAUAUAGAAUAUACAGUAAAAUAACAUAAAAGUCAAAAACAAAUCUAGAAUUAGCACUUUCAAAUGGAGUCAAGUGACAAGAAAUAAAUUUAUAAGAUGGUAGAUUUGUGAUGCCAUUUUGUGUUGUAUUUUUAUGGCAAAAUUAAAAUCUGUUUUGAUUGUGAUCAUUGUUUUUACAGUAUAAAUGGGGACAUUUAACAAGAUGUUUUAGCUCAAAAUACUGUAUACGUAAUUUUCAUUAUAACAUGUUAAAAUUGCCACUUUGUAGGUGUGCGCAAAAAUGUGCUGUUUUGGGGAGGGUCCUUUUAAAUCCAAAUGAUCUGAUCUCUGCACUAAAUGGCAGUGCUGUGGUUGGAUAGUGCAGAUUAAGGGGCGGUAAGAGGGGGGGGGGGCAAAUUUCAAUGACCUAAUUUUUCACAUGCAGAGAAUGUUUUCACAUUUUCAAGGUUGAUAGAGGCACUAGGGACCGAAGUAUAGCAUGAAAACAUGGAAAAGGAUUACACUUGAUGCCACUUAAAUAUUGUAGUUAUGUAUGUUUGCCAUUUGAUUUUAUAGUAAUUAAAAAUAAAUUAUAGAAAUUUA
This is a messenger RNA of Paramisgurnus dabryanus, 3397 nucleotides long. Its product is annotated as F-box only protein 6-like. Gene Ontology annotation, biological process: SCF-dependent proteasomal ubiquitin-dependent protein catabolic process; glycoprotein catabolic process; ERAD pathway. The record is from RefSeq and is a predicted model, not a curated record. Gene Ontology annotation, cellular component: cytoplasm; SCF ubiquitin ligase complex. NCBI's taxonomy places the organism in Eukaryota, Metazoa, Chordata, Actinopteri, Cypriniformes, Cobitidae. Gene Ontology annotation, molecular function: protein binding; ubiquitin protein ligase activity.